CACACACAGGGUUGGUUUUUUUUCUCCUUGUUUUUCCGCUUCCAUUUUCUCCUCCACAGCUGUGAAAAGAGAAAGACUUGAUCAACAACAUGACUGAAGCCUCAGAAGACAUGGAAACUCAGGAGCAGGCAGAGAUAAUAGCGGUGACGACUUUCACAGAGGGCACAGAAGGGGCUGAAAUGAAGAAUGUCAUCCAGCAGAGCAUGGCAGGGGGAGAGAAACCGCUUUAUCGCUUCAUCAGGGGACAACCGGGCCACGUUGGGAUUGCAGUUCUCAUGUUUGGAUGUGGGGAAUUGCUGUGUGGCAUGCCAAUGAUUGAGACAGCUCAGUUCAUCCAUAGCAGUUCAGUCAUAUAUCUGCCCUUCUGGCUUGGAGUCCUGUUUAUCAUUUCAGGAAGUCUCUCCAUUUAUACGGGGAAGUAUCCUUCCAAAUCAAAGGUGACUCUGUGCCUGGCCUUCUACAUAGUGAGUCUAUUGGGGAUAUUUGUGUCCCUGAUUGUGAGACUGAUUUUCUUAAUUCUGCGACUGAGUUGGUUUCACGAAAAAUAUUCGCGUCAAGUAAAGGGCAUGGUAACGAGCUUGGAGGCAGUGUUACUCAUGUGCUCCGUGUGCGUGUUUGUGCUGCUCUGUUUCCUCUGUUCUAUAGCCAGGGCAGCUCUGAAAUCCUCCAUGACCAGGGUCAUUGUUCACCAAACACUACCUGCAAGUCAGACGGACUCAUAG
This is a messenger RNA of Chanos chanos (milkfish), 722 nucleotides long. RefSeq names its product membrane-spanning 4-domains subfamily A member 4D-like. The coding region runs from base 90 to 722 and encodes 210 amino acids. The record is from RefSeq and is a predicted model, not a curated record. NCBI's taxonomy places the organism in Eukaryota, Metazoa, Chordata, Actinopteri, Gonorynchiformes, Chanidae. The transcript has 7 exons.